Molecule: messenger RNA, 489 nt
Organism: Clonostachys rhizophaga
Lineage: Eukaryota; Fungi; Ascomycota; Sordariomycetes; Hypocreales; Bionectriaceae
Source: the annotation of a GenBank genome assembly
AUGGCUCUACUAUAUCAGCACGCCACCAACCUCAGCUUCAAUACAGCCCCCAUCGUCUUCAAGAAUGACGAUAACAAUGUUUCUGCCCUUGAAAAUGCGCGGCUGCAAAAGAAACGUAUGGAGGAAGCCGCUCGUCUCCAGAAGCAGCAACUGGAGGAGGCAGCUGUAAAGCUGCAGAAGCAGGUCGAGGACACGGAGGAAGUCAUCAAGGAGCGAGACCACCUGCGUAGCGAGAACAAACUCUACUUCCCGAACAACACGGUCGGGCUCGAUGUCCACGUUGGAAAUGCUCCUGGGAAACAAUGCUAUUGGUACAUUGGCCGAGCGUCAAGCAACCGCGUAGGCUCUUGGGUAAUCAAGAAUGCCGAAUGGGGCACGUGUAUUCAGAUGGGAAAUGGUGGUAAGGAAAACGCGCGACAUGUCUACUCAUACCCGGUCAGCGAUCAUGCAGAUGCAAAUUGGCUCAUGGUUCCCUUGUCCUUCAACUAG